CGCCUCGCACGCGCAGGCCGGCCGCGACGCGAUACCACCGAACUAAGGGCCCGCCAUGGCGUCCAAGUUCUGGGGCGGCGACAGCUCCGAUAGCGGAUCGGACAGCGGAUCGGAGUCCUCCUCCUCCUCGUCAAACGGGUCCGGGUCCUCGUCCUCCGGGUCCUCGUCCUCCGGGUCGUCCUCGUCCUCGGAGUCGGACGCGGGGCCGUCCAAGUACCUCCAGGCCGGGUCCUCGGACUCCUCCUCCGAUGAGGGCGUCCGCGUCGUGCGAAGCGCCAAGGACAAGCGCUUCAUCGAGGCGCGCGCCAUCGCGGACGAGAUGCGAAACAAGAUCAAAAACAACGACUGGAUCUCGCUGCAGACGCUGUUCGACAAACUGAACAAGCAGCUCGAGAGGGUCAUGCGCUUGCAAAACGAGGUCGGCGGCGGCGUCCCGAAGUUCUACUACCGCGCGCUCGCGACGUUGGAGGACGCGAUCGAGGCGACGUUCGCAAACAAGCCCGCGAUCAAGAAGAUGUCCUCCACCAACGCCAAGGCAUUCAACGCGAUGCGGCAACGCUUGAAGAAACACCAGCGCGACGACCCCACCGUGGAGGCGGGGAUCCGAGCCGCGCACGAGAAGAUGGAGUCCACGGACGAGGACGAGAGCGAGCCGGAGAGCGACUCGGACUCGGACGCGGAUGACGACGACGACGAGAAGGAGAAUAAGCAAUCCGCCGACGCCGACGACGGCUUCGAGACGGUCGGGAAGGGCGGGAAGACCAAGGGCAAGGGCGCGGCGGCGGCCGCGGCGGCGCAGCCGCCGAAGGAGCUCGACGUCAUGACCGCGCCGAAGGAGAAGAUCACGUACGAGAUGGUGGACAAGAAGCUCAAGGACAUCAUCGCCAGCCGCGGGAAGAAGGGGACGGAUCGUCACGAAAACGCGGAAAACCUCGCCUACCUGGCCACCGUCUCCACGUGCGCGUCGCAGGAGAUCGAGUCGCUCAUCAUGCUCAUCAGCGCGCAGUUCGACAUCUCCGGGAGCAUGUCCGCGCACAUGCCGAUCCCGAUCUGGAAGCGGUGCGUGAACAACCUCCUCAGGAUCGACAAGCUCCUCUCGGAGAAUAAACAGAUCACGCUCACGGAGGACGUCGAGCCCCAGCCCAAGCCUCCGCCGGAGGACAUCGUCGCGGGCGCGCCCGUGCAGCUCUGGGGGUCUCUGUGCGCGUUCACCGAGCGUCUGGACGACGAGUACUUCAAGUCGAUGCAGUCGAUCGAUCCGCACAGCAAGGAGUACCUGUUCAGGAUGCAAGACGAGUCGCUCUUCAUCGUCCUCUGCGCCGCCGUCGUGCGGUACUACGAGAACCGCGACGACGCGACGGAGAUUCACUGCAAGCUGUCGCUUCGUCUGCUCGAGCACCUGUACUACAAGCCCGAGCCCGUGUACGAGGCGCUGAGGAAGUUCGCGACCGCGAAGCUCGAAGACGCGGACGCGCUCGAGGCGAAGCUCGCCGCGGACGCCGUCGCCGCGGCGGCGGCGGCCAAGGCGAAGGAGGAGGCGAAGAGGAUCCGCGAUAAGCAGGCGGAGGAGGAGGACGAGGAGUACCUCGACGACGAGGACGCGGACCAGGCGGAGGCGAAGGAGGCGCAGGAGAUUCCGUACCCCGCCGGGUUCAGGUUCCCCGCGCCGUCGCUUCCGGAGACGCUCAAGAAGCUGUCGCUGACUAUUUACAAAGACGGCGACACGCGAAGCAAAGCGCGCGCGAUGCUGUGCGAGAUUUUUCAGAAGGGCCUCGUCGGCGACUUCCGCGCCGGCCGAGACCUCAUGCUCAUGUCGCACCUGCAAGAGAACAUCUCGCACAUGGACAUCUCGACGCAGAUCUUGUUCAACCGCGCGAUGGCGCAGCUCGGCCUCGCCGCGUUCCGCGGCGGGUUAUUCGCCGAGGCGCAGUCGUGCCUCGGCGAGAUGUACCAAGGCGGCCGCGUCCGCGAGCUCCUCGCGCAGGGCGUCACGCAGUCCCGCUUCCACGAGCGCUCCAUCGAGCAAGAGAAGCUCGAACGCCGUCGUCAGAUGCCGUUCCACAUGCACAUCAACCUCGAGCUCUUGGAGUCGGUGCACCUCGUGACGUCCACGCUCGCGGAGGUGCCGUACAUGACGCAAACGUCCACGCGGCGGGCGCGGUCGACGAAUAAGCCGUUCACGCGAAUCUGCGAUAACUACGAGCGGCAGACGUUCAACGGCCCGCCGGAGAACGUUCGGGAUAACGUCAUGGCCGCGGUCAGGUUCCUGCUCGACGGGCGGUGGUCGCACGCGAAGGAUAUCAUCCUCGGGUUGGAGGCGUGGAAGCUCCUUCCCGGCGACGCCGCGCCCGUGCUCGAAAAGGUUGUUAACCGCCUCAAGGAGGAGGCGAUGCGAACGUACCUGUUCCAGUUCGCGGCGCAGUACAACUCCGUGUCCAUGGACGUCAUCGGCAAUAUGUUCGACCUCGACCAGAAGUCCGCGCACUCCAUCGUGAGCCGAAUGAUCAUCAACGAGGAGCUGCGGGGGAUGUGCGACGCGGUGACCAACUCCGUCGUGAUGUCGCACGCGGAGCCCACCCGUCUUCAGUCGCUCGCGAUGACGUUCGCGGAGAAGUGCGCGGUGCUACUCGACGCGAACGAGCGCGCGCUCGAGCUGCACGUCGGCACCGGCGGCGCGCAGCUGUUCGAUUACGACGACGACGGCGGCGGCGACGGCGGGCGACGCGGCGGUCGCGGCGGCCGCGGCGGGAGAGGCGGCCGCGGCGCGGGCGGGGAGUGGGAAGACGACGGCGGCGGCGGUCGCGGCGGGCGGGGCCGCGGCGGAAGAGGCGGGAGAGGCGGUGGUCGCGGGAGAGGCGACCGCGACGGCCGCGACGGCGGCGGGCGGCGCCGGCAGGAGAGCUACUCGAACUUCUCCACGCGACGGGGCGCGGAGGGCGACUUCGCGAAGCGCGGCGGCGGGAAGUUUAAGAAGGAUCCGAAGGAGGACCAACGCGAUCCCACGGAGCGGAUGGUCUCCCUCAAGGCUGGGAACUGGAGGCGCUGA
This is a messenger RNA of Micromonas pusilla CCMP1545, 3046 nucleotides long. RefSeq lists its product as uncharacterized. Gene Ontology annotation, molecular function: translation initiation factor binding; translation initiation factor activity; RNA binding. The transcript is spliced from 2 exons. Lineage: Eukaryota; Viridiplantae; Chlorophyta; Mamiellophyceae; Mamiellales; Mamiellaceae. Gene Ontology annotation, cellular component: eukaryotic translation initiation factor 3 complex. Bases 56 to 3046 code for a protein of 996 amino acids. The record is from RefSeq and is a predicted model, not a curated record. Gene Ontology annotation, biological process: translational initiation.